Macrosiphum euphorbiae (potato aphid) is the source of this 600-nucleotide messenger RNA. The record is from the annotation of a GenBank genome assembly. NCBI's taxonomy places the organism in Eukaryota, Metazoa, Arthropoda, Insecta, Hemiptera, Aphididae.
AUGUUCGUGUUUUCCACCGACCAAAUCCGACGACUGCUGAAUAUGACAUUUUUUGACAGCGGCUCGACGCUGAUCGAUUUGGGCGCCGGUGAUGGAGCUACUACCGAAAAGUACUUGCCCCUGAUCCGUGAGAUCUACACAACCGAAAAGUCGGGGCCGAUGAUCCGGAUUUUGGCUGAAAAGGGUUUCAGAUUGUUGGACGUUGACACAUGGUGGACUCGCGAAGAGAAAUUCGAUGUGGUGUCGUGUCUAAACCUGUUGGACCGUUGCAGCAAUCCUGCAAAGCUCUUGGAAGAAAUGAAAAAAGCCUUGAAACCCAACGGCAGGAUCGUAGUGGCGCUGGUGUUGCCGUACAAACCCUACGACGAAUUCAGUUCCGCGGAACCGGAACAAAAGUUGCCGAUCACAGGCGUUACGUUCGAGGAACAGGUGUGUUCGGCGGUGCACGACGUGUUCGAACCGUAUGGACUGGAAGUUUUAUGCUGGACAAGACUCCCGUACCUGUGCGAAGGCGACCUGAGCCAGGAUUACUAUUGGCUGCACGACGCCGUCUUCGUGAUGUCCGCGAAAACACCGCCGCAAGUCGUCGAGAACGCAUAG